Chelonia mydas (Green sea turtle) is the source of this 4378-nucleotide messenger RNA. It is a transcript of the gene YME1L1, whose product is annotated as YME1 like 1 ATPase. Bases 368 to 2539 code for a protein of 723 amino acids. NCBI's taxonomy places the organism in Eukaryota, Metazoa, Chordata, Testudines, Cheloniidae. The record is from RefSeq and is a predicted model, not a curated record. Gene Ontology annotation, biological process: mitochondrion organization; protein quality control for misfolded or incompletely synthesized proteins. Gene Ontology annotation, cellular component: mitochondrial inner membrane. The transcript is spliced from 19 exons. Gene Ontology annotation, molecular function: ATP binding; ATP-dependent peptidase activity; metalloendopeptidase activity.
AAGGAAUGGUUUGCUCCCGUGCGCAAGAGCGUCGUAGGAAGAGGCUGGUGUGCGCGCAUGAGACACAUUGGUUGCUAAGGUGUCCGGUUGUCGUGGGGGAGGAAGGGGAGGUGGCCGGGCAGGAAGGGCUCGGGAGGGAGUAUGACCCGGAAGCGGUAUGCCGCGCCGUCCGUUUCCGGCACAGUUGUAGUUGGCCUAGUCGUUGCCGGCCGCAGGAGGCGGCCAUUUUCCAUGGGAGUGGAGCAGCUGAACGCUGCUUCUCCCGGCGGCCGCGGCCAGAGGGAGUGAGAGGCGAAGACCGGCGGGCGUGUAGAUCGUCGGCGCGGGAGAAGGGGGAGUCGCCGCCGCCGCCCUCGUAGAGGGGAGGAUGUUUUCCUUCUCUACCACCGUGCAGCCCCAGGUUACAGUUCCUCUGAGUCACCUCAUCAAUGCCUUCCAUUCACCAAAAACCUCAGCUACUUCUAUCAGCACAGCAUCUAUUCAGUCUCUACAGAGGGAUACAGCCCCAGAACAUGAUGCUCAAAGCAGUGAGCCUGUUCUGAAUCUGAGAGAUCUGGGAUUGUCCGACUUGAAAGUUAGCCAGCUCGAUGAACUAGUGAACAGGUUGCUUCCUGGCUAUUGUACAGAAAACAAAAUCUCUUCCCAGUGGAAUACAUCCUAUAUCUCUGCACAGUCCUUCUUUGAAAAUAAACAUGGUUUCAUGGAUGUCUUUAGAACUUUACGCACAUCUUACUUAUACAGACAGCAUCCUAGUCCCCUCCAGCGUGUGUGUUCAGACCUUCAGCGCUGGCCAGUUUUCAUACAGUCUCGGGGUUUUAAGACUUUGAAAUCAAGAGCAAGACGUCUGCAGUCGACAUCUGAACGAUUUGCAGAAACAGAAAAUGUGUCCCCUUCAUUUGUAAAGGGACUCCUUUUGAGAGACCGAGGAUCUGAUGUUGAAAGCUUAGACAAGUUAGUGAAAACAAAAAAUGUACCUGAAGCUCAUCAAGAUGCAUUUAAAACUGGUUUUGCUGAGGGCUUUUUGAAAGCACAGGCACUGACGCAAAGAACAAAUGAUUCCUUAAGACGAACACGUCUUUUUCUCCUUGUUUUGUUACUGCUUGGUAUUUAUGGCUUGUCAAAAACCCCAUUUUUAUCUGGUAAAGGCUCCUUUUCUGAUACUGUACGCUUUCGGACAACAUCUGGGCUUGAUGCAGCAGUUGAUCCUAUUCAGAUGAAAAAUGUCACCUUUGAACAUGUUAAAGGGGUGGAAGAAGCAAAGCAGGAAUUACAGGAAGUUGUAGAAUUCUUGAAAAAUCCACAGAAAUUUACUGUCCUGGGAGGUAAACUUCCAAAAGGGAUUUUGUUAGUUGGACCACCAGGUACAGGCAAGACCCUUCUUGCACGAGCUGUGGCUGGUGAAGCUGAUGUUCCAUUCUACUACGCAUCUGGGUCAGAGUUUGAUGAGAUGUUCGUUGGUGUUGGAGCCAGUCGUAUCCGAAAUCUGUUUAGGGAAGCAAAAGCAAAUGCUCCUUGUGUUAUAUUUAUUGAUGAGUUGGAUUCUGUGGGCGGGAAGAGAAUUGAGUCUCCAAUGCAUCCUUACUCAAGACAGACCAUCAAUCAACUUCUUGCCGAAAUGGACGGCUUUAAGCCUAAUGAAGGAGUUAUUAUUAUUGGUGCAACAAACUUCCCUGAAGCAUUAGAUAAUGCUCUAAUACGUCCUGGCCGCUUUGACAUGCAAGUUACAGUUCCAAGGCCAGAUGUAAAAGGUCGAACAGAAAUUCUGAAAUGGUACCUUAAUAAAAUAAAGUAUGAUCAAUCUCUCGAUCCAGAAAUAAUCGCCCGAGGUACAGUAGGAUUUUCUGGAGCAGAGCUAGAAAAUCUUGUGAACCAAGCUGCAUUAAAGGCAGCUGUUGAUGGGAAAGAUAUGGUAACCAUGAAGGAACUGGAAUUCUCAAAGGACAAAAUUCUCAUGGGACCUGAACGUAGAAGUGUAGAAAUUGACGAUAAAAACAAAACAAUCACAGCAUAUCAUGAAUCUGGACAUGCUAUAAUUGCAUAUUAUACCAAAGAUGCAAUGCCAAUCAACAAAGCUACAAUCAUGCCCCGAGGACCAACACUUGGACAUGUAUCUUUGCUACCAGAAAACGACAGGUGGAGUGAAACUAGAUCCCAGCUGCUUGCACAAAUGGAUGUUAGUAUGGGAGGGAGAGUAGCAGAAGAACUCGUAUUUGGAAGUGAUCACAUCACAACAGGUGCUUCCAGUGACUUUGACAAUGCUACUAAAAUAGCAAAACUGAUGGUGACUAGGUUUGGAAUGAGUGAGAAGCUUGGUGUCAUGACGUACACAGAUACAGGGAAACUCAGUCCUGAAACCCAGUCUGCAAUUGAACAGGAAAUAAGAACACUUUUAAGGGACUCAUAUGAGCGAGCAAAGAACAUCUUGAAGACCCAUGCAAAAGAACACAAGAAUUUAGCAGAAGCUUUAUUGACAUAUGAGACUUUGGAUGCCAAAGAAAUCCAGAUAGUUGUAGAGGGGAAAAAACUAGAAGUGAGAUAACAACUUCCUUUAUGGAGUCUAACUGAUAAUUUGAAGAAUGUACAUCUAGCAAUGCAGUUGUCUCCGAAUGCAACAUAGCUUUUUUUCUUCCUGAUGUUUGCAUUAUAUUAACAUUUCUUAGUGUUAUGCAUUGUCUUGAGCUUUUGUUACAAUUAUCUAAUUUUUGUCUUUGUUCAGAAUGAGAAACAAGGUAUAAAGUAAGUUCCCCUAGGAAAAAGAAAUCAGAAAUAUAAAAUCUCAGGGUUGAAUCCACCUUGUUUGGAGACCUCAGUCAAAUGUUGAAAUGGGAAGAAAAGAAAAGUGAAUGCUCUAGUAUGUUCAAGCAUAUUUUCCUUGGUUAUGCUGCUAUAUGUGGGCUUGAAGUGGUACCAUCAUAAUAUGUACAGUAUAAAGUUUUGUAGAAAGUGAGCCCUUAAGUGCUAAAGUUACAGAACAGUAAUGAUUUUAUGUUUACCAAUAAAGUACAGUUUUAAAAAAACACUGUUCCUGCUCCAGAAAUGCAACAAACAUAGCUGUUAAAUGAGUGGAUACACAGUGUAUCCCCAAUACAGGGAAAUACAGGGCUCCCAAAACAGAUGAACUGUUGCUAAUUUCACUUUCAUUGCUCUUAAAAGAUAAAAUGUACGCAUAUGAUUCAAAAUUUUCAACACGAUAUGUGGGCAAUAAUGGGAUACACCUGUUUAAAACUCUUUGGACCACACUGUAAAAAGUAGUGUUCAUGCUGACAAAACUGUGCCAGGGAUGGGAAAUGCUGCGCUGUCACACCUAAUGUGCUCCUGACAAGGUUAUCUCUCAAACUUUAUAAAGGCAAGAUAUGGAUGUAAUUUGAUAGCCAUGCUUUUAUACUGCUGGACAUAUUAUUGAAUUGGUUUUUACUAAUAUUGUGUAUGGGCUUUUUGAUAAACCUGUGAAAGAUUUCUUCCAAGAGGAGACAAGUAUUACUCAACAAAAAAGGGUACUUCAGAAGCAAGUGGCUUGUUGUUUUAAAAAACAUUCCCUGUUACCUGUUCCAUAAAAAUAAGUCUUUUUUGCUUGAAAUUCUACAACUUUUAAUCCAUAUAAAUACUCAGACAUUCUAGAGCCAGAAGAAAGUCUAAAAAUGUUAGCAACUAGGUUAUAGUCAAGCAAAAACUAUUGCUAGUAGCAUUAUAUAUGCAUCUUGCUGCGGCCAGGUCCAAGGAAUAAUUUUUAGGAAAAUUAACACUUGCCGAUUAGAAGCAUCUCUCCGUACAAUUAUAGAAAAUAUUAGACACUAUAUGCUUUUUCUGUCCUAGAGAGAAGGCUUUUAUUAGAAAAUUAACAUUUAAGGUUAAAUAGUGAAAAAUAGUGCCAAUAAAUAUGGAAAAAAUUGAAAUAAGUUGGUAAUUAAAUUUAGAAUUAGCAUUAACACAGGAUUUUGUUGUAAGUAUAACAUUGGGCUAGCUCAAUUUUUUUUUAUUAGUAGAGAAUGCGUUUUCCUUUCCUUUCAAAACCAUUGCUGCAAUACCUCUGUUUUUUCCUAUUUACUAUGUUUUCAUUCAGUCAACUUAGUACCAUGACAUCCCUAGUACAGUAUGGAAGAACCUCAAGACAUUUGCUCUAAAACAGUAUACCAAGCUGCUUGGCUGAUUGGUUACAGAUGUAUAUGUAUUUUAGGAAUAUGCAUUCAGAAACAUGCAAAUAUGACAUGCUUGGCAUCUGUUUUUGGAAUAAUAAAGGUUCAGUUUAGUAUGCACUUUGCUUUUUCAUUUUUCUUUCACUGUAUAUUGAUAUGAAGUGUAAUACUAGUUUCCCUCUUAUGUAAAUUGAGGUGUAUAAACCAUGCUUAAAUUUGUAAAUAAAUUCAACCGUUAUGGCAAA